AUGGCUUCUUUACCUGAUCUUGAUCUUGGCGGCGGGCUUGUUGAAAUAGCAGCUUUGACAGCGCUCAUCGGUUCGACGACCGCAGAGUCCUUGGUGCUGGGAACCAGAGGCUCCGCCGGCAUGCCAUGGGCGGCAUUGAGCAACUUCGGCUCGGUUUUCUUAAUCAAGGCGUGCAUUGCCGCCUCAACGCCUGGAUGGUUACGGGAUACCAUGGGCGUCAGGAAUGCCAGAUCUGACGCGGCUAUUGGACUGAGUCUGGAUCUCAACCGGAAUCACAAGGGCAGGAAGCCUCUUGGUGAAGCAACAGGUGUCUCUGUGCUCAGCCGUGAAGUCUCCGGUCAAGGUGACGCCCGAUAUGAGAUUGAGACGCUGGAAGAUGUUCACGCAUUCGACGACUACACUUCUGCACCGUUGCGAGCUUGCGUAACAUCAGAGCCAAACAGCUCUCUCCAGGCGUACGCCAUUGCCGCGUCUUCAAUCAAGUUAACAGAAGUCUACGUGCUGUGGCAUUAUGGCGCCCACAGGCUCUGUUGGAUCACGGCCGUCAACUGGAUCUACUUCGUCAUCGCAGCUGUAAUCAUCCAGAUCAUCGGAGUUGCCCGAGAAUACAACGUUGAGUCCAGGCACAUCAGGCGCCUCGAUAUCCUAGCCGGAAAUUUACCGACUCCCCAGAUUCCAGGAGAAGAGCGGAAAGUCCUGCUCGGGGUACCAAUGAAUGUCAGGAAAAGUCUCGCUUGGCGUCUGACCUGGGCAUUUGGCAGUAUUGUGUGCGCGGCCUCACUGGUCGCGACCUAUACCGUGCUUUCGAAGGAGCCGCGGAGUUGUCUGCACAUCUGGCUCGCAUUCCAAGCAGGCUGGCUUGUGCUUCGUUCUGUCUUUUACCACUUCGCAGUGGAGACGGACGACGUCAAGCACUCUGUUGUCCCAAUCGUGUCAGACAAGGGCGUGUCGCAGCACCACGUGGCUCGACUUUUGGCACUUGCCUCCGCGCUUUCAAAGUACCAGACACUUGCGCAUCCGCGAGGCCCAUACUGCUACAGCGAGGACACACAGGCGCCAGCGGACAUUCUAGAACUCUUCAAGGACGCCAAUCAUGAGUUGCAGCAGAAUUAUCUACCAUCUGCAGUAAUCAACAGUAGUCAAGACGUAACCAUCGACAACCUCGCCGUGAUCGGCGAUACAGUAUUAUCCAGCAUAACCUGGUUGCAAGGGCAUCCACUAAUCGGCAUGGACCUUUACGACUCUUGGAUCGUAGCUCUGAGCUGUUGCGGACGAAUACUGUUGGUGCCAUCAGCCCGAGUCCUGUCAGGGCCGCCGAAAGACGCCGCGCCGAAAGAUAUUGAGACCAGCGUCGCACCAAACUUCGCGCCUCGAGGCGGCUCAAACGACGGUGUUAAUAUCUCUUGGGUCUAUUGGAUCCCUUGUACAGAAGACAGAUGGCUGUACUUCCGCACGUACAAGACGCAAGUCAGGGGCGUGAGGAAAGCGACACUUCUUACCGGCCAGCAGGUGACCUCGAAGCUGGCGGUAGGCGACCUCUACGUCAGCUUGACUAGCAUUGUUGAUGUAGAGGAUAUUGUGCUGAAGUCUAGGACUGCUGCUAAAGUUCUACACAACAUGCUUGCGUGA
This is a messenger RNA of Coniosporium apollinis CBS 100218, 1629 nucleotides long. RefSeq lists its product as uncharacterized. NCBI's taxonomy places the organism in Eukaryota, Fungi, Ascomycota, Dothideomycetes. The record is from RefSeq and is a predicted model, not a curated record. The coding region runs from base 1 to 1629 and encodes 542 amino acids. The transcript has 3 exons.